GGUCGCUAUUCAUGUGGUUACUGACGUCACUCGUGGGACGCUGUCACCGAGUACACCGUUCGGCGAGGAAUGCUCAGUACACCUACAAACACAAUGAAAUUGGUCGCGUGGCUAGCGGGGCUGAUCGCCUGCACCGCGGCGCAAAAAUGCUGUCCACCAAAGCAGUUUGAAGCCUUUAUGGGAGAGGUCGGAGGCACUUGCACCCCGCAAGGCCAGUCCGGGCUCUUCUUCGUUACUGGGCAGGUACAUUAUGACUACAAAAAAGCAAUGGUGGCUGCCGAAGAAUACAUCUCCACCGAGAAACAGGUCAAAGUGCAGAUCAUACAAGACUACAAUAGUAACACCCAAUAUGUCGUCCAGGCGGGAAAAUGUACCAAGUCAGACCUACCCGGUAGUAUUGAAAACACGUGCGUACCAGAUUACGCCGUGUAUGGUGGCAGGCUCGUAUACGGAUUGAAUGCCGCCUUGGAGAUAGACAUGUACAGUUUUGAGGGCCAGCAACUGGGGACCAACUAUAGUGUUCAAGUCCUCGUCACCUCAAAGGAAUGUCUCUAUUUCGCCCAGAACACAUUCAUUGAUUCUCCUCAAGUGGAUAUCAUUAUGAAUAGUGGAUAUACAAAUACAACACUAGGAAUCAAGGACCCAUCAGUGUUUGACGUUCCAAAGAUAUGUGAUCACGGUGACGUCAUACCGUUUAAGGCAAUGCAUGACAUCAUACCGGAUCGCAUGAAAUGGCUGUUAAUAUUUGGUGCUCGUUGACUUUAACUUCUCGAGUCAUUUGCUGAAAUACUGGGUAAUAUAUAGUAUUCGGCCUUGAUCUUCAGAAAAAAAAAUGCAUAUACAGUCUCUUGGAUUCGAAUUGCAUUCAAUUUAUUUGAAAAGAUAAAUAUGAAUUAGAUGACGAACAUCACUACCGCUGUUUACCUGCAGAAGGAUCUGUAUACUAUGUCAUACUCAAAUUACCUGGAAAUGUAUUUUAAUAAAUUGUAACGUAUAAAGA
Molecule: messenger RNA, 1000 nt
Organism: Saccoglossus kowalevskii
Lineage: Eukaryota; Metazoa; Hemichordata; Enteropneusta; Harrimaniidae
Product: ependymin-related protein 2-like
Biological process (GO): cell-matrix adhesion
Cellular component (GO): extracellular region; lysosome
Molecular function (GO): calcium ion binding
Source: RefSeq, a predicted model, not a curated record